Messenger RNA from Debaryomyces fabryi, 1695 nucleotides. RefSeq lists its product as uncharacterized. Bases 1 to 1695 code for a protein of 564 amino acids. The transcript has a single exon. NCBI's taxonomy places the organism in Eukaryota, Fungi, Ascomycota, Pichiomycetes, Serinales, Debaryomycetaceae. Gene Ontology annotation, molecular function: arylsulfatase activity. The record is from RefSeq and is a predicted model, not a curated record.
AUGACGAAAAGUCUGAAUAAGCCAAAUUUUUUGGUAAUUGUUGCUGAUGAUCUAGGAUUUACAGAUUUAAAUUCUUUUGGUGGGGAGAUACAUACACCUAAUUUGAAAAGACUUGCAGAUCAUGGUGUUAGAUUUACUGAUUUUCAUACUGCCUCAGCAUGUUCUCCUACUAGAUCUAUGUUAUUCUCAGGUACUGACAAUCAUAUCGCAGGGUUAGGCCAAAUGGCUGAAUUCACAAAUAAAUUGCCUGAGAAACUUCAAGGGAAACCUGGAUAUGAGGGUUACUUAAACGAGAGAGUAGCAGCAUUGCCCGAGCUUUUACAGGAUGGUGGAUACUACACAUUUCUUUCUGGAAAAUGGCAUUUAGGGUUAUCAAAAGAUUACUGGCCAAUUAAAAGAGGGUUUGAAAAGUCGUUCACUUUAUUACCUGGUGCUGGUAACCAUUACAAGUAUUUCCCUAGAGAUGAAAAUGGAGAAACCUUAAAGUUUCUCCCACCAUUAUAUUGUGAAGAUGAUCGUGAAGUUAAUGCAGAUGAAGAAAUUCCAGAAGAUUUUUAUUCUACCGAUUAUUUCACUACAAGAGGAUUAGAAUUUUUGGACGAGAAGUAUAGAAAGGGAAGACCUUUCUUCGGUAGUUUGACUUAUACUGCCCCUCAUUGGCCAUACCAGGCUCCAGAUGAUAGGAUUGCAAAGUAUAAAGGUAUUUAUGAUGAUGGUCCUGAAGAAUUACGUAAACGUCGUUUAGAGGGAGCAGCAAAGUUAGGACUUAUACCGGAAGGAGUAGAACCACAUCCAAUUACAACCAUCAGAAAAAGAUGGAGAGAUUUAACUCAAGAGGAAAAAGAAAUUCAAUCAAAGAUUAUGGAAACUUAUGCUGCCAUGGUUGAAAUUUUAGACGAAAAUAUUGGUAGGGUUUUAGAUCAUUUAGAGAGUUCUGGAGAUUUGGAGAACACUUUCAUUCUUUUUAUGUCAGAUAAUGGAGCUGAAGGUAUGUUUAUGGAGGCCUUACCUUUAUCAAUUCAAAGAAUCUCCGGUUUUGUUGACAAGUAUUAUAACAAUUCUUUCGACAAUAUUGGUAAGAAAGAUUCGUUUGUCUACUAUGGGGAUCAAUGGGCUCAAGCACUGACAAGUCCUUCAUCUAUGUAUAAAGCAUAUAAUUCGGAGGGUGGUAUUAGAUGUCCUCUAAUUGUACACUAUCCUCCAAUCUUAGACUCCGCAGACAAGAAUGGCCAAAUUUCUCACGCUUUUACAACUGUGAUGGACAUCUUGCCUACCAUUUUGGACUUAGCUGGAGUAGAACAUCCAGGUACUUCAUACAAGGGACGUACAGUUGCAAAACCAAAGGGAAAAUCUUGGGUAGCUCAUUUACUGAACAAAGAUUCACAAGUUCACUCAGAAGAAACAGUUACAGGGUGGGAACUCUUUGGCCAACAAGCUAUUAGAAAAGGACCCUAUAAAGCCUUAUAUAUUCCUGCACCUCAUGGGCCCGAUAAGUGGCAAUUAUUCAACAUUAAGAAUGAUCCUGGUGAAAAUCAUGAUUUGUCAGAGAGUCAUUCGAAAAAAUUGGAGGAACUUUUGAACCAUUGGACUGAUUAUGUUGCUGAGACUGGAUUGAUUGAAGUUGGUGGGGACUUAUUCGAAUGCGAAAAACUCAAUGAAGAUGAUACAAUUGAAUUCACUGUCAUCAAAGACUAA